Molecule: messenger RNA, 2225 nt
Organism: Castor canadensis (American beaver)
Lineage: Eukaryota; Metazoa; Chordata; Mammalia; Rodentia; Castoridae
Gene: Gsk3a
Product: glycogen synthase kinase 3 alpha
Biological process (GO): negative regulation of canonical Wnt signaling pathway; regulation of microtubule cytoskeleton organization; positive regulation of proteasomal ubiquitin-dependent protein catabolic process
Cellular component (GO): axon; cytoplasm; nucleus
Molecular function (GO): ATP binding; protein serine/threonine kinase activity
Source: RefSeq, a predicted model, not a curated record
GACGGCGCGGACGACAGGAGGACUGCAUCUCCCGGGGUGCCCCGCGGCGGGCGCUGGGCCGGAGCCGGAGCCGGAGCGGCGCGGCCUGGAAGAGGCCGGAACCCGGGGGAGGCGGCGGCAGCGGCGGCGGCGGGGGCAGCCCGGGAAGCCCGAGCCCCGUGGCCUGGGCCUGCGCUCGGCGCCAUGAGCGGCGGCGGGCCUUCGGGAGGCGGCCCUGGGGGCUCGGGCCGGGCGCGGACCAGCUCAUUCGCUGAGCCAGGCGGCGGAGGCGGAGGCGGUGGCGGCGGCCCCGGGGGCUCGGCCUCUGGCCCAGGGGGCACCGGCGGCGGGAAGGCGUCAGUCGGGGCCAUGGGUGGGGGCGUGGGAGCCUCGAGCUCCGGGGGUGGCCCCAGCGGCAGCGGCGGAGGAGGCAGCGGCGGCCCCGGCGCGGGCACUAGCUUCCCGCCGCCCGGAGUGAAGCUGGGCCGUGACAGCGGGAAGGUGACCACAGUAGUAGCCACCUUAGGUCAAGGCCCAGAGCGCUCCCAAGAGGUGGCUUACACAGACAUCAAAGUGAUUGGCAAUGGUUCAUUUGGGGUCGUGUACCAGGCACGGCUGGCAGAGACCAGGGAACUGGUGGCCAUCAAGAAGGUUCUUCAGGACAAAAGGUUCAAGAACCGAGAGCUGCAGAUUAUGCGGAAGCUGGACCACUGUAAUAUUGUGAGAUUGCGGUACUUUUUCUACUCCAGUGGGGAGAAGAAAGAUGAGCUGUACUUAAAUUUGGUGCUGGAAUACGUGCCUGAGACAGUGUACCGGGUGGCCCGCCAUUUCACCAAGGCCAAGUUGAUCAUCCCUAUUAUCUAUGUCAAGGUAUACAUGUACCAGCUCUUCCGGAGCUUGGCCUACAUCCACUCCCAGGGUGUGUGUCACCGUGACAUCAAGCCCCAGAACCUUCUGGUGGACCCCGACACUGCUGUCCUCAAGCUCUGCGAUUUUGGCAGUGCAAAGCAGUUGGUCCGUGGAGAGCCCAAUGUCUCUUACAUAUGUUCUCGCUACUACCGUGCCCCAGAGCUCAUCUUUGGAGCCACGGAUUACACCUCCUCGAUCGAUGUGUGGUCAGCUGGCUGUGUAUUGGCUGAGCUCCUCCUUGGCCAGCCCAUCUUCCCUGGGGACAGUGGAGUGGACCAGCUGGUGGAGAUCAUCAAGGUACUAGGAACGCCAACCCGGGAGCAAAUCCGAGAGAUGAAUCCCAACUACACAGAGUUCAAGUUCCCCCAGAUUAAAGCGCAUCCCUGGACAAAGGUGUUCAAAUCUCGGACGCCGCCAGAGGCCAUUGCGCUCUGCUCAAGCCUGCUGGAGUACACACCAUCCUCGAGGCUCUCCCCCCUGGAGGCCUGUGCCCACAGCUUCUUUGAUGAACUGCGGUGUCUCGGAACCCAGCUCCCCAACAACCGCCCGCUUCCCCCCCUCUUCAACUUCAGUCCUGGUGAACUCUCCAUCCAACCGUCUCUCAAUGCCAUUCUCAUCCCUCCUCACUUGAGGUCCCCAGCAGGCACGACUACCCUCACUCCAUCCUCACAAGCUUUAACUGAGACUCAGACCAGCUCAGACUGGCAGCCAGCCGAAACCACACCUGCCCUCAGUAACUCUUCUUGAGGGCCCCACCACUUACUCUUCCAUGUCCAUCUGGGAGCCCCAAGUGGGGCUGGGAAGGGGGGCCAUAGCCCAUCAAGCUCCUGCCAUGGCUGGGCCCCUAGACUAGAGACAGAGGUAAAUGAGUCCCUACCCCCACUCUAGUCCCUCCCUCACCAGCCUCACCUCUGGUGGGCUUUUUAAGAGGAUUUUAACUGGUUGUGGGGAGGGAAGAGAAGGAAGGACAGGGGUUUGGGGUAUGAGAAUCUCUUACCCCCAUGGCACCCUCCCCUCCCCUUGACUUCCACCUCCUCCAGUGUCCCUUGUAAAUAGACCCAGCCCAGCCCAUCUCCUUUCCCUUCCUUGCUCCUCCCCCCAGGUGUAAAUAGAUUGUUAUAAUUUUUUUCUUAAAGAAAACGUCGAUUCGCAUCAUCCAACCUGCCCCUUUCUCCUACAGCUGUAUCUCCCCUCUUGCCCUCUGCUCCCAAGGCCUCCCUCCUCUGCCCACCCUGGAGGGCUGGGGGAGUGGGGAGAGCCCCUGGUAUCUUAGUUUCCACAGUAAGGUUUGCCUGUGUACAGACCGCCGUUCAAUAAAUUAUUGGCAUGAAAACCUG